AUGUCGAGCACCGAAGUUCAACAUAGUGAACGCGUUCCAAUGUUAUCAUCAACUGAAGAAAUCGUUCGUUCAAAUCCAACUGUUUCAGUAUCUGUACCAACUGAAACUACAACGGUUGUUAAAAAAACUGUCGAUACUAAUAUUAAUCCUGAGGAUAAUAAUAACUUUAUUCAAGUUAUUCGACCAUUAUUAGUUGAACUUAUUGGUACAACAUUAUUUAUUCUUAUUGGUAUGUGGGGUGCCUGUUCAAAUGGUAGCGUAAUUGCUAGUGCAUUAUCCUUUGGUUUGGCUUUAAUGGUAUUAACAGCUAGUUUUGGUCAUAUAUCAGGUGUUCAUUUUAAUCCAUCAGUUACAAUUGGUGUUUUAAUUGCUGGUGAAAUGCAACCUAUUAUGGCAAUACUUUAUUUUGUUGUACAACUUUUAGGAGGUAUUGCUGCUGGUGGACUUUUACGUUUAUUACUUCCAACAAAAAUAUAUAAUACAUGUCAUGGUGGAGUAACAUUAUUGACAACAUAUAAUACAACAGUUAGAGGAGCACUUCGUUUAGAUGAUGCUGUACAAGGUUGGCAAGGAAUUUUAAUUGAAUGUAUUGUUACAUUUGUACUUGUUACUGUUAUUAUAAUGGUUGCAAUUGAUACGAAAUCAAAAACUGGACUUGCACCACUUUUAAUUGGAUUUACUUUAGCAGUUAAUAUUCUUGCUGUUGGAGCAUAUACUGGUGGUUCACUUAAUCCAGCACGUUCACUUGGUCCAGCUAUAUUUAAUAAUCAAUGGGACCAUCAUUAUGUUUAUUGGAUUGGUCCACUAGUUGGAGCUAUUGUUGCUGCUCUUCUUUAUCGAACGGUUUGGGCACAUCAUGAUCGUCGUAUGUUUGUUAAACAUACAACGACAACAACAACACCAUCAGCUCUAAAACAAUAA
Molecule: messenger RNA, 921 nt
Organism: Rotaria sordida
Lineage: Eukaryota; Metazoa; Rotifera; Eurotatoria; Philodinida; Philodinidae
Source: the annotation of a GenBank genome assembly